AUGGAACGUGAAAAGCAGCUAGGCAUUCUUUAUCAGAAACAAGGUCGUGCAACCCAAUUUCCUAGUAAAGCUGCUCGUGAUGAAUGGCUCCAAAAUGAAAUUUUAGAGUAUGACAGAGUUCUCGCUUCAAACUUAACACAUGAGAGGAAACUGAAGGAUGAAAUCAGUCCGCUAAAAAAGGAUUUGGAGGUGCAGGAUGACUACUUAUCUGGUCGGAAAAAUGAAGCAGCUGCAUCAAAAACUCGAAUAGAUGGUUAUGGAGAUGUUCUCCGUGAAUUCAAAGAGAAGAGAGAUAAAUUGCAUUCUGCACGGAAGUCUUUCUGGAAAAAGAAAGCUGAACUCUCUUCCGAAAUCAAGCAGCUUCAGUCAGAAGUGGUGAAGGCAGAGAAAAGCCUAGAUCAUGCUACUCCAGGCGUAAGGUAUUCAUUUGAUGCUGGGCACAAUUCUAGUUUUGAGAGCGAGUAUAUGACUCCUAGGAUGUCGUCAUGUUUGGAGAGAAUUGAUAAAUUGCUUGAUGACAUGGAGAAGAAAAAUGCUUCAUAUUUCUCUCAAGAGGAUUGUUACCACUCAAAUGCAUCAGUAUAUCAACCACCACCUACUCAACCCACUCUAAGAGAGUUAGCAGCUCGUCAACCCACUCUAAGAGAGUUAGCAGCUCGUCAACCUACUCUGAGAGAGCUAGCAGCCUUACAAUCAUCACCUUGUCAACCCACUUUUAGACAGUUAGGAUCUUCGUAUCAUCAGCCACCUACUCAACCUCAACUUACUGUUAGAGAGGCAGCUCUUCGAGAUUUUCAAAGUGAAAAAGGCCAACAACUUAUCAAAGAGGUCAACCAAUAUAGGUUGAGUGUAGGGUUGCCGGAAUAUAAUCCUAUAGGAAAUUUGCUUAAAUUGAAUAAGAAUGAGAAGAUUUUUGAAGAUGAUUCAUUGGUCCAGUCUCCCCAGCCACUAUUUCAAACUGAGCUUGAAUGUGAAGAAGUAGAAGAGACCAAAGAGAUUAACAGUCAAGAUAAUCCAAGUUCUCCUGAUUCUUCUGGUAUAUACAUAGUAGUUAAGCAUAAUUCGCUCAUUCUGAGAGUUGGUGACAAAAAUGUGGAUCAAGUUGAUUUUGAUGAGAAUAAUAUUCCUAUAGUUUCAAAAGAAGGGUUUGAAGUAGACACAUGUGGUGAGGUUGUCCCUAGUAUAAGAGAUUUUGAGGAUGAUGUGAAAGAUGGUUCAAUGAAAGACCAAGAAGAGGAUCAAUGGUACAAGAUUGAAUUUGAGAAGGAGGAUAUAGUGGUCUAA
Oldenlandia corymbosa var. corymbosa is the source of this 1284-nucleotide messenger RNA. Lineage: Eukaryota; Viridiplantae; Streptophyta; Magnoliopsida; Gentianales; Rubiaceae. The record is from the annotation of a GenBank genome assembly.